AUGGAAAAUUCAUCUAUAGUGACUGACUUCAUCCUUCUUGGCAUGACAGAUAACCCUCAACUUGCGACCCUGCUGUUUGGACUCUUCCUUAUUAUUUAUGUAAUCACAGUGCUGGGGAACCUAGGCCUUUUGGUCCUUAUCAAAAUCAGCCCCCGCCUCCACACCCCCAUGUACUUUUUUCUCUCAAACCUGUCCUUCCUUGAUGUUUGUUUCUCUUCCAUCACAACUCCAAAGGCUUUAGCAAACUUGCUGUCUAAGCUGCAGGAGGUUUCUUUCCUUGAAUGUGUGACCCAAAUGAGUUUGUUCAUAAUCUUUGCUUCUGCUGAAUGCAAUUUUUUGGCUUCCAUGGCCUUUGAUCGCUAUACUGCUAUCUGUCAUCCACUGCUUUACCAUGUUACCAUGUCAAAAGCUCGUUGUCUUUUCUUGGUAGCAGGAUGCUACCUUGGUGGGUUAAUUAACAUGGUUGCCGUUACAGCUUCUCUCACACAACUAUCAUUCUGUCAACCACGUGUCCUCCUCCACUUCUUCUGUGACAUCCCUCCACUGCUGGCACUUGCUUGCUCCGAUCCCUGGGUCACUCAGAUUUUGGUUGUUGGGUGUGGGGGAUUCACCCUGGUCACCUCCAUUGUGGUGAUCCUUGUUUCCUAUAUGUCCAUCCUCAUAACUAUCCUGGGAAUUCCUUCAACUUCCGGAAAACAGAAAGCCUUCUCCACAUGUGCUUCCCACCUGACUGCUGUUGGCCUGUACUAUGGAACAACUAUGUACACUUAUUUGCAGCCAUCACGACAUGGAUUGCAGGCAGGAAAUCAAAUGGUCUCGGUGUUUUAUACAAUGGUGAUUCCCAUGUUAAAUCCUCUCAUCUACAGUUUGAGAAACCAGGAAGUCAAAGCAGCCCUACAAAAAACAUUGUGGAACAGUCCCUAA
Messenger RNA from Lepus europaeus (European hare), 924 nucleotides. RefSeq names its product olfactory receptor 5J3-like. NCBI's taxonomy places the organism in Eukaryota, Metazoa, Chordata, Mammalia, Lagomorpha, Leporidae. Bases 1 to 924 code for a protein of 307 amino acids. The record is from RefSeq and is a predicted model, not a curated record. Gene Ontology annotation, biological process: sensory perception of smell; G protein-coupled receptor signaling pathway. Gene Ontology annotation, molecular function: odorant binding; olfactory receptor activity; G protein-coupled receptor activity. Gene Ontology annotation, cellular component: membrane. The transcript has a single exon.